GUGGGCGAGUCGGCUAAUGGCGUCGGCGAGUCUUGGAGACCUGGGGAGCAGGCGCUGAAGCUUCUUGCCAGGUUGGCUGGUGACGCCCAGUGUGGCCGGGCCCCGCGGCAGGGGGAGGGACCUGGCCACCUUGUGGGCUCCUCGGCCAGAGUCCGCGGAGCCUGGCGGGGCGAUUACGGGGAGAACCUCCGAGAGGAGCCGGGGUGUUGCGAGGAAGCUGAGGGGAGAGCUUGGCACGCUCCGGGUUCGCAGCCCAGGCCCGGCAGAACCGCUGCGGAGCCCUAGAAGCGGGCUGCGCAAGAGCCGAGGGCGCCGGGAGGGAGCUGCCUGUCGCCCCAAGGAGCUGGCAGUGUCGGAGCUUGUUUGUGUCGUUGAGAAAUUGCUCGGACCUUAGGAGAUCAUGUCCGGCACGAACAGUCCCGAAGCGGUAAAGAAGCUGCUGGAGAAUAUGCAGAGCGACUUGCGGGCCUUGUCGCUAGAGUGUAAGAAGAAAUUUCCACCUGUCAAGGAGGCUGCUGAAUCAGGAAUAAUAAAAGUUAAAACAAUAGCUGCACGAAACACCGAAAUUUUGGCAGCAUUGAAAGAGAACAGCUCAGAGGUUGUACAGCCUUUUCUAAUGGGUUGUGGAACCAAGGAACCGAAGAUCACUCAGCUGUGUUUGGCUGCCAUCCAGAGACUCAUGUCACAUGAAAUCGUGUCUGAGACUGCUGCUGGAAAUAUAAUUAACAUGCUUUGGCAGCUAAUGGAAAAUAGUCUUGAAGAACUUAAGUUACUUCAAACAGUUCUUGUUCUUUUAACAACCAAUACAGUCGUUCAUGACGAGGCACUUUCUAAGGCAAUUGUUCUCUGUUUUCGACUACACUUCACAAAAGAUAACAUUACAAAUAAUACAGCUGCUGCUACAGUGCGACAAGUUGUUACUGUUGUUUUUGAGAGGAUGGUUGCUGAAGAUGAACGACACAGAGAUAUUCUAGAACAACCAGUACUGAUCCAAGCAAAUAGUAACAGAAGAUCUGUCAGUACCCUCAAACCUUGUGCUAAAGAUGCAUAUAUGCUUUUCCAGGACCUUUGUCAGUUGGUUAAUGCUGAUGCCCCUUACUGGCUAGUAGGCAUGACAGAAAUGACUCGGACAUUUGGCCUUGAAUUACUUGAGUCAGUCCUGAAUGAUUUUCCACAAGUCUUUUUACAACACCAGGAAUUUAGUUUCCUCCUCAAAGAAAGGGUGUGUCCUCUUGUGAUAAAGCUCUUUUCUCCAAAUAUAAAGUUCAGACAAGGUUCCAGCACUUCAUCUUCUCCAGCACCAGUUGAAAAACCAUAUUUUCCUAUCUGCAUGCGUUUACUGAGAGUAGUAUCUGUUCUGAUUAAGCAGUUUUACAGUCUUUUGGUAACUGAAUGUGAGAUAUUUCUGUCACUUCUGGUGAAAUUUCUGGAUGCAGAUAAACCACAGUGGUUACGAGCUGUUGCAGUGGAAUCAAUACACAGACUCUGUGUGCAGCCUCAGCUAUUAAGGUCAUUUUGUCAAUCCUAUGACAUGAAACAGCAUUCAACCAAGGUUUUUCGUGAUAUUGUGAAUGCACUGGGAUCUUUUAUCCAGUCCUUGUUUCUUGUCCCUCCUACUGGAAGUCCUGCUACAACGAACCAAGCUGGAAACAAUAAUUCAGGUGGCCCAGUCUCAGCACCAGCUAACUCAGGAAUGGUUGGGAUUGGUGGAGGUGUUACUUUGCUACCAGCAUUUGAAUAUAGAGGAACUUGGAUACCUAUUCUGACUAUAACAGUUCAAGGCAGUGCUAAAGCCACCUACCUAGAGAUGUUAGACAAAGUUGAGCCGCCAACUAUACCAGAAGGUUAUGCCAUGUCUGUGGCAUUCCAUUGCUUGCUAGACCUUGUUCGUGGAAUCACUAGUAUGAUUGAAGGAGAGUUAGGAGAGGUUGAAACAGAGUGUCAGACUACCACUGAAGGAGCUUCUUCACCAACACAGUCAUCAGAACAGCAAGAUUUACAGUCAACAUCAGACCAAAUGGAUAAGGAAAUAGUUAGUAGAGCUGUUUGGGAAGAAAUGGUGAAUGCCUGCUGGUGUGGUCUUCUUGCUGCACUCUCACUCCUUCUUGAUGCCAGCACAGAUGAAGCUGCUACUGAGAAUAUUUUAAAAGCUGAACUAACUAUGGCUGCUCUUUGUGGAAGACUUGGCCUUGUAACUUCAAGAGAUGCCUUUAUAACUGCAAUAUGCAAAGGCUCCCUGCCUCCCCAUUAUGCUCUUACUGUAUUGAAUACCACCACUGCAGCUACACUUUCCAACAAAUCAUAUUCCAUUCAAGGCCAAAGUGUUAUGAUGAUAAGUCCAUCUAGUGAAUCUCAUCAGCAAGUUGUGGCGGUGGGUCAACCUCUAGCAGUCCAGCCCCAAGGGACAGUAAUGCUAACUUCCAAAAAUAUCCAGUGUAUGAGGACCUUACUUAACUUGGCACACUGCCAUGGGGCUGUUCUUGGAACAUCAUGGCAACUUGUCCUGGCAACUCUUCAGCAUCUUGUGUGGAUUCUUGGAUUAAAGCCUAGUAGUGGUGGUGCCUUGAAACCUGGGAGAGCUGUAGAAGGACCCAGCACAGUUCUAACAACAGCAGUGAUGACAGAUUUACCAGUGAUUUCCAAUAUACUUUCAAGAUUGUUUGAAAGCUCACAGUAUCUUGAUGAUGUGUCAUUACAUCAUUUAAUAAAUGCUCUUUGCUCCUUAUCUCUAGAAGCAAUGGAUAUGGCCUAUGGAAAUAAUAAGGAACCAUCUCUUUUUGCUGUUGCCAAAUUGUUAGAAACGGGUCUGGUUAAUAUGCACCGAAUAGAAAUUUUAUGGAGGCCUCUAACUGGCCAUCUACUUGAGGUCUGCCAGCAUCCAAACUCUCGAAUGAGAGAGUGGGGAGCAGAAGCUUUAACUUCACUUAUUAAAGCUGGAUUAACAUUUAACCAUGAUCCUCCACUUUCACAAAACCAGAGGCUACAGUUGCUUUUAUUGAACCCAUUAAAGGAGAUGUCCAAUAUUAACCAUCCAGAUAUCCGACUCAAACAAUUAGAAUGUGUGUUGCAGAUUCUGCAGAGUCAGGGAGACAGUCUUGGGCCUGGAUGGCCAUUAGUACUUGGAGUCAUGGGAGCAAUCAGAAAUGAUCAAGGAGAAUCCUUGAUACGAACUGCAUUCCAGUGUCUUCAGCUGGUUGUGACAGAUUUUCUACCGACCAUGCCUUGCACUUGCCUGCAGAUAGUUGUAGAUGUUGCAGGUAGCUUUGGACUUCACAACCAAGAACUUAAUAUUAGUUUAACUUCAAUAGGUUUAUUGUGGAAUAUUUCAGAUUAUUUUUUCCAAAGAGGAGAAACUAUUGAAAAAGAGUUAAAUAAGGAAGAGGCAGCACAGCAAAAGCAGGCAGAAGAGAAAGGAGUGGUUUUGAAUCGGCCGUUCCACCCCGCACCACCGUUUGAUUGCUUGUGGUUAUGUCUUUAUGCAAAAUUGGGUGAACUGUGUGUGGACCCCCGUCCUGCUGUCAGAAAGAGUGCAGGGCAAACUCUGUUUUCUACAAUUGGUGCACAUGGAACUUUAUUACAGCAUUCAACCUGGCACACUGUUAUUUGGAAGGUACUCUUUCAUCUACUGGACAGAGUUCGAGAGUCUUCUACCACUGCAGACAAAGAGAAGAUUGAGUCUGGAGGUGGGAAUAUUCUCAUUCAUCAUUCAAGGGAUACAGCAGAGAAGCAAUGGGCUGAGACAUGGGUAUUAACAUUAGCUGGAGUAGCAAGAAUCUUCAACACUAGAAGAUAUUUACUGCAACCUUUAGGAGAUUUUUCAAGAGCUUGGGAUGUUCUCCUUGACCAUAUACAGUCAGCAGCACUCAGCAAAAACAAUGAAGUAUCUCUGGCUGCUCUGAAAAGCUUCCAGGAAAUUUUACAGAUUGUGUCCCCUGUCAGAGACUCAGAUAAGCCUGAGACACUGCCCGUAGUUAAUGUACCUGUGCCUGUCCUUAUAGGAUCCAUAUCAGGUCCUGGCCUCAGCAGGCCAUUUGUGAGAACAGAUUCUAUUGGAGAAAGACUUGGAAGAUACAGCAGCUCUGAGACACCCAUAGUUACCGAUGAGCUUGAAGAUUUGAAUCUCUGGUGGGCUGCAUGGAAUACCUGGUAUAGAAUUGGAUCUGAAAGCACUAAGCCUCCUAUUACUUUUGACAAACUAACUUUCAUUCCCAGCCAGCCUUUUCUUACAGCUUUAAUUCAGAUAUUUCCAGCUCUCUACCAACACAUAAAAACUGGUUUCAACAUGGAUGACUUGCAAAAGUUGGGAAUCAUAUUGCACAGUGCUGUUUCAGUCCCAAUAAGCUCAGAUGCUUCCCCUUUUAUUCUUCCAUCUUAUACUGAAGCAGUUUUGACCAGUUUACAGGAAGCUGUACUUACAGCUUUAGAUGUUCUCCAAAAGGCCAUUUGUGUAGGACCAGAAAACAUGCAGAUAAUGUAUCCAGCUAUAUUUGACCAGUUGCUGGCAUUUGUAGAAUUUUCCUGUAAACCUCCACAGUAUGGACAGCUGGAAACAAAGCACAUUGCAAAUGCAAAAUAUAAUCAGAUCCAACUAUUUGCACCGGCGGAAUGGGUAGCCUUGAAUUAUGUACCAUUUGCUGAAAGGUCUUUAGAAGUAGUUGUGGAUUUAUACCAAAAAACAGCCUGUCACAAAGCAGUGGUGAAUGAGAAAGUACUCCAGAAUAUUAUUAAGACUCUUAGGGUUCCUCUCAGUUUGAAGUAUUCCUGCCCUUCUGAAAGCACAUGGAAACUAGCAGUAUCUUCUCUCCUCAAAGUUCUUUCUAUUGGGCUACCUGUUGCCCGGCAGCAUGCUUCUUCUGGAAAAUUUGACAGUAUGUGGCCAGAACUUGCCAACACUUUUGAAGACUUUCUCUUUACUAAAAGCAUACCUCCAGAUAAUCUCUCUAUUCAAGAGUUUCAAAGAAAUGAAAGUAUUGAUGUUGAGGUAGUUCAGCUUAUCAGCACUGAGAUACUACCUUAUGCCAAUUUUAUUCCUAAGGAAUUUGUUGGUCAGAUAAUGACCAUGCUUAACAAGGGCUCAAUACAUUCUCAGUCAUCUUCAUUUACAGAGGCAGAAAUUGAUAUUCGUUUGAGAGAAGAAUUUUCUAAAAUGUGUUUUGAAACGUUGCUCCAGUUUUCCUUCAGUAAUAAAGUCACAACACCUCAGGAAGGCUACAUCUCUCGAAUGGCACUCUCAGUGCUUUUAAAGAGAUCCCAAGAUGUACUACAUCGUUAUAUAGAGGAUGAAAGAUUAAGUGGUAAAUGCCCUCUUCCAAGGCAACAAGUAACAGAAAUCAUAUUUGUUUUAAAAGCAGUCAGUACUCUCAUUGAUUCACUUAAGAAAACUCAGCCUGAGAAUGUUGAUGGAAAUACUUGGGCACAAGUAAUUGCCUUAUACCCAACUUUAGUAGAAUGCAUCACUUGCUCGUCUUCAGAGGUCUGCUCAGCACUUAAAGAGGCACUAGUUCCUUUUAAGGAUUUCAUGCAACCACCAGCAUCCAAAGUUCAAAAUGGAGAAUCUUGACCACCUACAAUAUAUUUGAAAGAAGAAAGACAUCCUAAAGAAUGUUUGCUCCUGAGUCUUCUGUGAGAAGGACAUUUCUUACUACAAGUAAUUCUUGGCAGCUGUUGUUUGCCUCCUUUAAAUUGUACUUACCUUGGUUCGGUAAUUCAUAUUACAAGCUUACAUGUCAAUAAAGGCUCCUGAAUGAAUAGCAGUGCAAGGCUUUAAAAAGUUAAACUGAGGGGAGGGUUACUUAAUACUACAGCAUACCUGCUACUAUAUCUUCAAUUGGUGAGUUAAAAGUGAGCUUAUGUACAGUUUGUGGUGUAUGUGUUAAUGAUGUCCUUUUUAAAAAGAAAGAAAAGAUAUUUCAAUUCAGUCAGAUUUAUUAGGCUGGUGUUUUUGCACCCUUUUUCAAGUACAAAAUUGUACUAAAAUUUUAUGCAAGAUGGUACUGUAACAUUCCACAUUAUCUAUAACCAGCCUUUGUAAACAAAGGGAACUGAUAUACUUGUGUGUAUAAUAAAUGGUACAUUUAUGUAUAAAAUAGUUGCUUAUUAUUUAAAUUUUUAAAAUAUUGAUAAGGUUAAAUUCUUGAAGCUGUAUUAUUAACUCAAAAUUGUUUGCUUACAUCUUUACUUAAAAUUUGCCUUCUUACGUAACAGAUAAGCUCACCAUAUAAUCAUGCAGUUAGCUUCAUGCUUAUUUUAAACGUACUAUUAGUGACCAUUAAACAUCUGUCCAGAAAGGUCACGUAAACACAGCAGCAAAUAGUUUAUGAUUUGCUGAUUUUGCAACUUUGAAAUAUAGGUUAUUAACUUAAUACAUUGGGAUAUAUUGUAGCACUAUAACUCCAUCAUACCUCAUUUUAUUUAAAUAUUCUCCAAGCUUUCACCUAAGCCUGUGUGUUUUUAUAUUUGCUGUCUGGAUUUUAAAGAUUUUUCAUAUUUUAUAUUUCUACUGAUUUUUUUUUUCCCUUGGCUAAUGACAUUUGUCACUGUCUUUUAAUUAUGACCCAGGCAAGAUGACUUCAGAUUUUCUAAAAUUUUGCCUGUAGGUUUUGUUCAUUUCAGUGCAUUUUGUAAUGUCUUCUCAAGAAGAAAAAUAACUAUGUUAACCCACAAGUAUAAAAUGUGUGUGUAUUAUAAAACAAUAAGAAGUGUAUUUUUGGAGAUAGUCAAGCAUUUAGCAGUGCAGUGAACUUGCUGUCAUGGAGUAGAAUGCUAUUUUUGUUUCACUUUCCUAUCACAGUGAAGAAGAAAAGUGCUCUUGAGUACAUUGACUUGUUUCUUAAAAAACUGACUUUGACCUUGCUCACUGUAUUUUUUAUUUAAUGGAUUAUGGUAUUGUAAUAUUUUUCUUCUGAGUUAAAUUUUCAUAAUCAUUUAUGUGAAGACACAAAGAUGUUUAAAAUAAUGAUUAUUCAUAAGAAAUUAUUUUAGUGUACUGGAAGGCUUUUGAUUUUAAUAGAAUUUAUAAAUUUCAGCCUCUCCAGAAUAAUCAUAAAACUGCAAGAAGAUACUAGAAUUGACUAAUGAAUGAGAUAUAAUUUUGCGUUAUUGUAGUUGUGUAAUUAUUUAAUUUGCACUUUCACCUGUAAACAUUUGGUAUGGCCUUUUUUUUUUUUUUAGGGGAUAUUUUUAUUUUCAUGAAUUAAUGAAUUUCUAUUUUAUUAUCUCACCUAAAAUUAAGGUAAAAUAUGGCAUUUCAUAGAUUCUGCUUUCAGCAUUUUCCUUAAAGAAAGUUAAAAAAUA
Galeopterus variegatus (Sunda flying lemur) is the source of this 7293-nucleotide messenger RNA. RefSeq names its product MON2 homolog (S. cerevisiae) (gene MON2). The transcript is spliced from 35 exons. Lineage: Eukaryota; Metazoa; Chordata; Mammalia; Dermoptera; Cynocephalidae. The coding region runs from base 401 to 5560 and encodes 1719 amino acids. The record is from RefSeq and is a predicted model, not a curated record.